AUGGUGCCGCCGCCGCGGUGGCCGCCUCUCUGCACGCUGCCGCCGGGCCCCGGGCCCCCGCGCUUCGUGUGCUACUGCGAGGGGGAGGGCGGCGGGCCCGGGGAACAAGGCGGCUUCAACCUCUGUGUGACGGACGCCGCGGAGCUCUGGAGCACCUGCUUCACGCCGGACGGCCUGGCGGCCCUGAAAACCCGUUUUGGCCUCAGUGCUGCUGAAGACAUUGCCCUCCGAUUCAGGGCAGCCUGUGAGCGGCAAGCUGUGACUCUCACCCUGCAGGAGGACAGAGCGUCCCUGACCCUUUCAGGGGGACCCUCGGCGCUGGAACUUGAUCUGUCCAAGGUGCCAGGCCCAGAAGCAGCCUCCAGGUUGCAGGCACUGAUGCUGGGCCUGGCGGAGCGUGUGUGCAGCUUGGAGCAGCGGCUGGCAGCUGCUGCAGCAGAGAUGGCCCCCAGCCCCAGAAAGAGCGCCUGGCAGGCGGGGCCUCAUCUCUUCUUACCAGACCCAGAUCCUCAGAGAGGUGGCCCUGGACCUGGGGUCAAGAGGCGGUGUCCAGGGGAGUCUCUCAUCAACCCAGGCUUCAAGAGUAAGAAGCCGGCAGGUGGUGUAGACUUUGAUGACCCCUGAAGGCACUGCGGAAAGUGUGACGUCAGGACUGUGCCUCUGAGGGCAGGGCAGGGGCAGCCCCCAGGACCUCCCACCGGCACCUGCCCAGCCUGCUGCCAGGCUCGAACAAGGCCACUCCUCCAGCCCCUCGCCCAUCAAAUAAACAUCUUCAUCUGGCGAAAGUCA
Molecule: messenger RNA, 789 nt
Organism: Odocoileus virginianus texanus
Lineage: Eukaryota; Metazoa; Chordata; Mammalia; Artiodactyla; Cervidae
Gene: PAXX
Product: PAXX non-homologous end joining factor
Biological process (GO): double-strand break repair via nonhomologous end joining
Cellular component (GO): nucleus; nonhomologous end joining complex; site of double-strand break
Molecular function (GO): molecular adaptor activity
Source: RefSeq, a predicted model, not a curated record